AUGAUGCCUACAGUCAUACAAACUACUGUAUAUACCAUUGCAGAAAGUGACGUUCCAUCAACCAGCAGUUUAUUUCUGCACGUUCCUAUCCUCAAACCCUUGAAGAAGGCACCUGAAGCACAGAAGAGUUUCUCUCCCCCGGUCCUCAGGGACUGGCAGCAGAUGUCAAAGAACACACCUUCCGCACAGAGGACGGCGACAUGUUCAGCCAAUAUGAAGAGCCCAGUCACUACAACCUGCGUCUUCUCCACAAUUCUGAUGAUAGCACAUUCGCUGCAGUGUUUAUAUUCUUUCAAUACGGUCCCGGGAGCCCAAGGUUUGGUUGUGGAGAUAUCAAACUGUACAUCCAGUCAAGAUGCCUGCAUAAUGAUCCUCUACAAUAUCGACAAAAGAAGUGACAAUAAAUUGAAUGGACAUCUAUUUCAUACGCGAUGUGCAGAGCAAUCAGAGUGUAAUAUGGCAGGAAGCAUGACUACAGCUGGAUUCUACAUAUCCUUUAAUAGCACCUGUUGUAAUACAGAUAAAUGUGUCCCACCAAGGCCUCUCUUACAGGAGAGGUCACUGAUAAAAAAUGGGGUCACUUGUCCCGCCUGCCAUGUGGAAAAGCAAGAUCCCUGCGUCCCGGAGAGAGCCAUGGCCUGUACAGGUGAAGAAACUCAUUGUGUCUUCCAAACUUCAACCAUGUAUAGAGCUUAUAAAGUAUAUUCAUAUGGUUGUGCAACACAGAACAUUUUCAAGAACAAUGGAGAAUUUGUGAAUUCAUUCAGCUUACUUACUAAAUUUGUAAUACAAGAAAUCAGCAGCAAACAUCAGCUGCCUGUGGGUAAAGCUGCAGAUGCUGGCUAUGACAAAUGA
This is a messenger RNA of Rana temporaria (common frog), 855 nucleotides long. RefSeq lists its product as uncharacterized. NCBI's taxonomy places the organism in Eukaryota, Metazoa, Chordata, Amphibia, Anura, Ranidae. Bases 1 to 855 code for a protein of 284 amino acids. The record is from RefSeq and is a predicted model, not a curated record. The transcript is spliced from 7 exons.